This is a messenger RNA of Boeremia exigua, 2646 nucleotides long. Its product is annotated as UDP-glucose,sterol transferase. Bases 1 to 2646 code for a protein of 881 amino acids. Lineage: Eukaryota; Fungi; Ascomycota; Dothideomycetes; Pleosporales; Didymellaceae. The record is from RefSeq and is a predicted model, not a curated record. Gene Ontology annotation, molecular function: hexosyltransferase activity; UDP-glycosyltransferase activity. Gene Ontology annotation, biological process: carbohydrate metabolic process. The transcript is spliced from 6 exons.
AUGGCUUCCAGUCGAGUCGAAGAGAUCUUGUUCCAGCAGUAUGAAGACACCGAUGCACCUCCUCCAUACAGGGCGACUGUGUCUACCAAGACAUUGUCGGACUGGACCACGACAAAAGAUGAUGGUCGGGUCGAUUUGAAUGUUGACUCCAGCCUCUACAAGACGCUGGCAAGAUGCGUCCCUGCCGUAGCGUCCGUUACCCACGAACCAGAUCCCAACUCAACUACCUCGUCAGAAUCACCUCGUAACCGUCGGAACUCUACCUCCAAGAUCCAGAGUCUGAGCUCAUCGCAAUCGGCUGUUCCCACCUUGAACAUCGUAAUACAAGUUGUCGGUAGCCGAGGCGAUGUACAACCUUUUAUUGCACUUGGGACAGAAUUGAAGAAACACGGGCAUCGAGUCCGCCUAGCCACGCAUGACACAUUUUCCGCAUUUGUUCGUGCGUCUGCACUGGAAUUCUUUCCCAUUGGGGGUGAUCCAGCUGAGCUAAUGGCGUAUAUGGUGAAGAACCCAGGGCUUAUACCAAGCCUCAAAUCGCUCAAGUCUGGCGAUAUUCAAAAGAAGCAAAAGAUGGUGGCAGAAAUCCUAAAAGGAUGCUGGCAAUCAUGUGUCCAAGCAGACCCUAUAACAGGGACCCCUUUUGUGGCCAACGCCAUCAUAGCUAAUCCGCCCAGCUUUGCACAUGUUCACUGCGCUCAAGCGUUGAGCAUUCCGGUCCAUCUGAUGUUUACCAUGCCAUGGAGUAACACUAGAGCGUUUCCUCACCCACUGGCGAACGUUAUCACGAAGAACACUUCGAUUGAUCCCGAAGUUGCAAACUACAUAUCCUACAGUGUGGUCGAGUGGAUGACUUGGCAAGGACUUGGAAAUGUUAUUAAUGAGUGGCGUGGUACAAUCGACCUAGAGCCCAUUACAGGUUCGGAAGGACCGAAUCUGCCAAAUACCCCCGGGAUUCCAUUCACCUACUGUUGGUCCCCAGCACUGGUACCCAAGCCUUCAGACUGGGGGUCCCAUAUUGGUAUGAUUAGUUUUUCCUCUUUGGUUUGCAGGAAGGCCGGACUAAUCUGCGCAGAUGUCUGCGGAUUCUUCUUCCGUGACCCACCUCUUUAUACUCCAGACUCCGAGCUACAGAAGUUCUUGGACAACGGCUCCGCUCCUAUAUACAUUGGAUUCGGUAGCAUAGUGCUUGAAAAUCCUGAUGAGCUUACCCGUAUGCUAUUGGACGCGGUGAAAGCGACCGGAGUUCGAGCCAUCAUCUCUAAAGGCUGGGGCGGUUUGGGUGGAAAUGGAGACCCACAGUACCAAGAUGACGACAUUCUAUAUCUUGGAGAUUGCCCGCAUGAAUGGCUAUUUCAGCAUGUGGCGGCAGUGGUCCAUCACGGUGGCGCAGGAACCACAGCCUGUGGACUACUUCACGGGCGGCCAACCUUCAUCAUACCUUUCUUCGGAGACCAACCUUUCUGGGGUACCAUGGUCGGAGCCGCCGGCGCAGGCCCAAUGCCCGUCUCCCACCAAUCGCUGACUCGCGAAUGUCUCAUCGAAGCAUUGGAAUUUUGCCUUACACCAGGUGCUUUGAGUGCGGCACAAGGUCUAGCAGCACAAAUGAGAGCCGAAGCCGGAGUUGCGGCCGCGGUACAGUCUUUCUACGAUAACCUACCUGUGAAAAAUCUUCAUUGCGACAUCCUUCCCAAGGAGCCAGCGGUAUGGCAAUACAAAAGCUCGAAGGGUGUUCUGAGACUAUCGAACUUGGCGGUUAGGACACUGGUCGUCAGCGCAAAAAUAUCGCCCGGAAAGCUAGAGCUAGCAAAGAAAGCAAGGCUGACACCAAUUCUCUGCUCUGAAAGGCUAGAAGUAAAACCGAUAAGGAUAGAAGCUUCACGAUACGAUCCUUUAAGUGCAGCGAUAUCUGCAGCCGUCACUAUGUCAAAAGUACUCCUGUAUGACACCAUGGACAUAGUCAGGAAACCGGUGCAAGCAUAUCAACAGUCCCGCUCUGGAGACGACGCAGUGGUCUCUGCCAGGAGCCAUAAUGUUGACCCAAGUAGUGCUCAACAGUGGUCAGCACACGAUUCAACUGGGUCCAGUGAACCAAGCGCGACGGAGAAGCGAGAGCAAAGAAGCUGCAUAGGCCCAGUAGCGUACAAGUCAGUCUCUUCUGUAGGAAGGCUAGCUGGACAUGUCACGCGAGCAACAUAUGUGGACAUGCCAUUGGCAAUUACUGAAGGUUUGCGAUCCGUUCCAUUGCUGUAUGGAGGCCAUGUCCGCGACUAUGGCUAUGUGACAGACUGGAAAUCAGGUUUUGCCAAGGCUGGCAAGCACCUGGCGUUCGGAAUUGCGGACGGUCUGUCUGAUCUUUGCAUGGAGCCAGUCCGGGGGGGCAGGAAAGAGGGCACCCUAGGCGUAAUCAAAGGCGUGGGCAAAGGCUUGCUUAGUGUUACCACAAAAGCGUCGUCAGCGGCCCUGGGUAUAGUCGCCUAUCCGGGACAAGGCAUAUACAGAAGCGUAAGGAAGGCGAAUCACUCGGCGACAGGUGAUUCCGUUGCACAGGCACGUCAUCGACAGAGUGAACACCAGUUUGAGGUUUUGAGAGAUCCUGAUGUUACAAUAGCGGAUGCUGUGGCUGCCUUUGAAUCAUUUCGACAAUGA